AUGGCAAGUACGCUGCUGGGAUGCGACGAACUCGACGAGACGGCAAGCGAUGACAAAAGGAGAUUGCACUACAUUCGCUUCCUCGUCGGUGGUCCCGUCGCUCCACUCUACAAGAACAAUGGACUCGAGCGCGUGUCGGUGAACCUGUCCAGCGCUUAUGGCAUACUCUCGUUUGUGCUGAGGCCAAUGGUGAUCUAUCGAAGCAUCUCGAUUACAUGGGAUGUGCUCGUGCAUGGCGCCGAUUGGACGCAAGAGCUGUACAACUUGCCAACCACGACGAUGGCAUUGACAGUUGCCGCAUACGUCCUUGCGUUGGUCUUCCGUGGCCUGGGACGCUAUUCCAACCCGGUCUACCGCGAAUUCAUGAGCGUAUUUCGCAAGGCUCAGACCGAGAAGCCGUUGACUUCUGCCACUCGCGCUGCCCUUGACACGUUCGACUACGACUGGUCCACGCGUGCAGCGGACUAUGAAUAUGUGACUUCUGCUGACGAGUCAAAGGCCAAGGUCGCCCAUGUUCGGCAUACCGGUGUGCCCAAGUUCACUUUGGCCAUGAUUUUCAACCCGAGGCUGUUUGUCCACUACAUGGUAGCAACAAGCAUUGGCAUUCGUGCCAUGUACCCCGGAACCACUGCGCCGUUUAAGGCGAUGGUUGGUCAAAUGUUGUGUGAAGGACGCAAUCGCCUCAUCACAACAGAAAAUGGCCGUCGCAACAAGCUGCUGGCUGCCGACGGCAACGCCAUUGACACGAUUUUCCUCGACCGCCGCCCAGCAAGCACUCAGAAUGGAAGCGUCCUGGUCAUUGCAUGCGAGGGAAAUGGCUCGUUCUACGAAAUGGGCGUUUCCGACACUGCUCAGCAGCUGGGCUACUCGGUUCUUGGCUGGAAUCACCCCGGCUACGGCGCUAGUACCGGCAUGCCAUAUCCAUCUGCCGAAAAGAAUGCCAUCGACGUCGUCAUGCAGUUCGCCCUCGACAAGCUCGGGUUUGCGCCGCAGAAUAUUCUGUUCUAUGGCUGGUCGAUCGGUGGCAUGACCGCCUCGCAUGCAGCAAGCCAGCAUCCGGGAAUUCGCGGCGUGAUCAUUGACGCGUCCUUCGAUGACAUGGCCGAGCUUGCGCCGUACCACAUGCCACCAAUGCUUGACUCCCUCACACGUUCAACAGUUCGGCAAUACUUGCACAUUCAAGUUGCCCAGCAGGCGUGCAAUUAUGACGGCCCUAUUCUGCUCUAUCGGAGGGCCGACGAUGAGAUGAUGUGCAACCGACGCGCCCCGACACUGGCGUCCAACCGCGGCAACCACCUUCUCAAGGCCAUCUUGCUAAAGCGCUACCCAGGGCUCAUCCAUGUGCCUACCCUCGACCGGUACCUGUUUGAGUGCGACAGCUUGGAGGCUUGCAGUGAGUUGCAGCAAUCCCUUCACCCGAAUGAGAUUGAGUGCAACGGCUGGCUCGCCGAGGAGCAGCGUCAGCAUGGCAGCACGCCAGCUGCGCGCCGUGCCUGGGGCACCGGUUUGUCCACCGACAAGCGCUGUCAGCUCACGCUGCACAUGGUCAACUACCACUUGAUCAACAUUCCCACGUCUCAUUGCCCUCCCUUGCCGCGGCGCAUGUGGCGCGAGCCCUGGCGUGGUCCCGACAACUCGGCCACAUUCAACGCGGCGCUCACUGCACCUGUUGACAAUCCCACCGAUCCCGCCUUCAUGCAAGAUGUGAUGGAUGCCGCCAUGACCGAUUUGCAGUAA
Capsaspora owczarzaki ATCC 30864 is the source of this 1737-nucleotide messenger RNA. Its product is annotated as HLA-B associated transcript 5. Gene Ontology annotation, molecular function: glycerophospholipase activity; monoacylglycerol lipase activity. The record is from RefSeq and is a predicted model, not a curated record. The coding region runs from base 1 to 1737 and encodes 578 amino acids. Gene Ontology annotation, biological process: phosphatidylserine catabolic process; monoacylglycerol catabolic process. The transcript has 11 exons. Gene Ontology annotation, cellular component: endomembrane system. Lineage: Eukaryota; Filasterea; Ministeriida; Capsasporidae.